GAUCGGGACUUGCGGAGUUAUGGGAACUGUCAGCACCAUGGCUUGCAUCACGGCCGCUCUGGGAUUGAUCCCUCCACAAGGUGCCUCGGCUCCUGCUGUGUCUGCUGCCAGGCUUCAGAUUGCUGAACAGACUGGUGCCAAUGCGGUUGCUGCUGCUCAGUCUCAUAUGGUACCACAGACUAUUCUACCGGCAGGAUCAUUCUAUAAUGCUGCAACUCUCCUCCAAGCCAUUGGAGGUUCUACAAACGCCAUGGUCCAUCUGAUGGCUAUCAUCAACCGCCACCCAGAUCCCAAAGGGUCAAUAAAUUUGGAAACACUGGACGACAUUGGACGUCGCACUCCACUCCUGGUUGACUUGAAGCCAAGCGGCGACAACUACAUGACCGAUUUCCACAACGCAGGUGGAAUGCUUUGUCUUUUACACCGGCAAAAGCCACUCCUCCAUUUGUCUGCAAACUGUCUCAGGAGAAACCCUUGGGGAGGUUCUUGAACGCAGCUCCUUUCGCGACUUUGAGUACUCGCGGAGUAUAAUUCGCACUUUAUCAAACCCUCUCCAUCCAUCAUCUUCCCUGGCUGUUUUAGAGGGCAACAUCGCCGCAAAUGGGGCAGUCAUCAAGGCCUCUGCUUCUAAAGAAAAACGGCUUCUCUGCCAUUCUGGCCCAGCAGGAGUAUU
Messenger RNA from Aspergillus wentii DTO 134E9, 673 nucleotides. RefSeq lists its product as uncharacterized. The record is from RefSeq and is a predicted model, not a curated record. NCBI's taxonomy places the organism in Eukaryota, Fungi, Ascomycota, Eurotiomycetes, Eurotiales, Aspergillaceae. The transcript has a single exon. Bases 20 to 490 code for a protein of 156 amino acids. Gene Ontology annotation, molecular function: hydro-lyase activity.